GCAACAACGUUGCCCUGAACGGCAAGACUAACAACUCGUCGCGAGACUUGAGCGUGUGUGGUUUGCAAACUACUAACAACGGCUUGACCAUCAACAACGACAAUAACGGCCUGAAUAAUCACGGCGACCUGCUGCUGAGCCACAAUAACAAACUCGUGAGCUGCGUCGAUCGCGACGACGACGAACAACACGACGACCGCGUCAACGAGGAGGACGACGACGAUCAUCUCGUCGUGAUCGCGAACAACGCGAAGAACGAGCAAGACUCUCAGCAACAGCAGGACGACGACAAAAGCCUGCAGGAGAUAAUCGACAGCGAGCUCGCCCUGAGGAUAUCCGCGGCGAACAACGACACGGCCGCUGCGGACGACGAUACCGAGGACGACGAGCCACUGCUCGAGGACGACAUGGUGGUACAGCAGCAGCCUGAAAUCACCAAGAGGAUUAUUCUUGAGCCUCGACGCGGGUCUUUGAUCGACGAAAACGAGCAGUUCAUAACGCACGAGAUCGAGCAUUAUCGGCUGAUAGCCGAGCCCUAUCCCAAUGCCCACGUCAGUCCCGACCCGAAGGAUCCGCCAGAUGUCGAGGACGUCGACGAGGACGAGGACGACGAAGUUUUCGAAAUCGAGACGGAGACCACGACGACCGAGCCCACGACCACCACGGGUCCGUCUCUGCCGUCCGCCUACGAAGUGUCCAACGAGCUGCAGUUGAAAAACGACAUCAAUCACGAGAAGGAGGAGGACAUCGGCAAGCAAGCCGAGGACGAUCAGACCACCACCAACACCCUGAGCGAUUUCUUAGUCACGGAAGAGACCACCGACGACAACAACUCGUCCAAGGGCGGUGGUCAAUCGUCGAUCGUCGCCACCGACAAGCUCUAUCAGGACAUCGACGAGCUCGUCGUCACGCCCAGCAGCAACUGCAGCAGCGGCAGCGGCAGCAGCAACGAGGACAAGAACAACGGACAUCUGCUGACGGACGAUCUGCUGCUCGACGAGAUAACCGAGGACGACUCGUCCAAGUACAACGACAACGAGUUCAAGGAUCUGUCGAGCGCCACCUUCAUCGAGCACGAGAUACCCGAGCCGAUCUCGCUUAAAGAGGCCUCGGGGGUGGACGAGAAGUCCUGCUCGUUUUACGAGACCGAGGCCAGAAGCCCCGAGCCGACCAGCGUGGACAACGACGACGACGAGAGCAACAGUAGUCUGUCGAUCAGCAAUAUACCGACGACUACGACGCAGACCGUGUCCACCGACGUGACGGAUUUCAAGGACAACAACACCAACACCACCACCACCAAGAGCUCCGAUUGGCUCGACGAUCAUCAUCGCCACGUCGACAAGGAAUUAUCACCCGUGUCGAUCGUCGUCACGCAAGCCGCGGAGGAGCCGCAGCAGCAGCCGCAGAGCUUGCAGAGCUUGCCGAGCUUGCACGAUCAGUGCAGCGUGGGCAGCACCCCCUACGACAGCGGCAACUUUUACAGCCAGGAGGGCAAGUUCGAGAAUUAUCUCGAGAAGAGCGGCAGCCGACUGCUGGAGGAGGACGACGGCGGCGAUCUGGCUCCGCUCGCGACUCCCGACGAGAUCUCGGAGAUUUCCAAUGCCGCCUCUAACGAUAGCGAGAGUCGCGAGGAGGUCAUAACGACGAGCUCCGUCGUGAGCUCGACGAAGAAAAAGAAGAAGAUCGAGGCCACAGCGGGAAGCGAUGCAUCGCCGAAUCACACGAAAACUAAGAAAACCAAGAAAAGCAAGAAGAGCGAGCUCGAGAAGGAGAACAUCUCCGUGAAGAAGAAAUUAAAAUCAAAAGAGUCGAAGAAAGAGAGCUUAAACAUGCACACGGGACCGAGGCAGACGUCGGCGGAGAUGAUCGAAAUCUCUGCCGAGGACGAUCUGUCGAAUGUCAACGUCAAGUCGCUGACACAGACGUACGCCCUGGAGUCGUCGCAUCGAGGCGAUUUGGAGAAACCAAACAAAGAAAUCAUCGCCACCGGUGUGUCCAUCAAACAGUUGUGUCGCAGCUUCGGAGACGUUUCCAACAUGAACGACGCCGACAAGAACACCACGCUCACGAAUUCGGACAGCAAUAGGCAUCACGAGAGAGCAAAAUCGACGGGCGAUCUGAGCUUUGACGAGCAGGACCGAUGCAAGUACUUCACAGGUCGUGACGUAGUUUUCGCUUCAGUUAAUGUCAAGGCUCUCCGAGCCUCGUACAAUAACCUGGCGAACUUGCAACGCUCCGUGUCGGAUUGUCCCAAGCGAAGAUACACGCGCUCCUGCAGCGAUCGCAUAAGGCCCGUGGCUGACCUGUUCGAGAAAUCGAGCUUCAACAAAUUCGACGCGCUGACGAAAAAAUCAGGCGCCGUGCUGCACGUACGCUCGGUCGACGCCAGCAAAGUCCAGCAGCAGCUCAAUUCCGUCGCUCAGAACGGCGACGCCAAUCCGAACUGUCGCAGUUGCGGCAAAGUCGUCUUCCAGAUGGAGCAGACCAAGGCCGAGGGCCUGGUCUGGCACAAGAACUGCUUCCGCUGCUGCCAGUGCAGCAAGCAGCUCAGCGUCGACAGCUACGAGAGCCACGAGUCGACCCUGUACUGCAAGCCCCACUUCAAGGAGCUGUUCCAGCCGAAACCCGUCGAGGAGAGCGACCAGCCCAUGCGCCCUAGAAAGCCGGAGAUGAUCAUACGCGAAAAUCAGCCAAAAGAGUUACCGCCCGACGUCGUGAGAGCUUCGGACAAGCCCGAUCUCGGGCUCGAGGAGCUCUCGGCGCUCAACGUCAAGUCACGCUUCCAAGUCUUCGAAAAGGCCAACAACCACGACAACCACUUAAACGAGAUCGAAAGGUCUCCGUCUCAAGUGGCCGUCAAGAGGUCGCCCAGUAUACUCAGUAAAUUAGCCAAAUUCCAAGCGAAGGGUAUGGACAUCGGCGUGACGGACGACGCUCUCAAUGGAAUACCAUACGAAGAAUCCAGCGAGAGCGACGAGGAGAUCGAAGAGGAGGAAACAGAAGAAGUUGAGACCGAGACGACAAUAAUCAAGUCGAAUCGAGGCAAUCGUGAACGACCGAUUAGCUUCACGAAAAUGGACGACAUCAAGAACCGCUGGGAGAGCACGAGCCGAGAGGGCAGGAAGGAGUCGCUGCGCGAGGCUCGCAAGGAAGAGAUCGCCGGAAUACGCUCGAGGCUCUUCAUGGGCAAACAAGGCAAAAUGAAGGAAAUGUACCAGCAGGCCGUGGCGGACAGCGAUAAAAUUCAGAAAAUCAACGCGGUGGAAGAGAUCCAACAUUCGACAAACGCGCGCUCCAUUAAGGAGCGCUUCGAACGUGGCGAACCGAUCGCGGCGACGAGCGACGAGGAAAUCGAAAAUGCCAAGAACAAAUCAGAAAAGCCGGACGAGGAGAUACUUGCCGCAGGAAUAAGCAGAAAAUCCCGUUCGCUGUUCCUCGAGAUGGACGCAACGGCCGCGAAAACCGGCAGACCCGUGACGCCCAACAGUCAAUCCAAAGCACCAGAGACCCCCACCAGCAGGAGGGCGCGCGACGCAUUCAUGGGCCGACAAGUGUCGGACGACGUGGUGCGUAGCAGCGAUCAGACCGAAGAGGUAAAGGUCGAGACCUCGGACAUUUCGAACAAAUUCAAGUUCUUCGAAACCUACAGAGAGCCAGAAAAGACGCGCAAACAGUUUCGGAUCACACCGCCUCGUGACGGACAAGUCAAGUUGGAUUCGCCAGAUCGCGAGAUCUACCGUGAUCCGGAAGUGGUGCGCGCCGACGAUCGCGCCACCGACGACAUCGUCCACACGGACACGGCCCGCAAGAUGCUCGGCUUCUUCCGCCAGAUGGAGGAGAAGGCCACCAAGGAGGACCUGCCCGACGGCCCGAAGCCCCUCAAACGUUUCACGCCGCCGCCCGAGGACAAAUUCGGCAAAGCCACGGCCAGCGAGUCCGGCGAGGAGGAGGAAGAGGCCGACGAGUCCGAGGACGAGGAACAGAACCCCAACUACGUUCGGGCUUCCGAUAAAGUCGAGGACGAGUUCCUGAAGCAGGCGAACAACGGCGCCGUGCGCGCCAAGACUCUGCGCGCCAAGUUCGAGCAGUGGGAGACGAGCGACGCGAAAGCCGCCGCGACGAACAAUCAUCAUCACGUGGCCGAGAUGGACAUGGCCCAGACCGACGGCAGCCAGCCGAGCAUCGAGUCAGCCAGCUCCCUGAGAGCUCGCUUCGAGUCGCUGGGCUCGACGCCGCAAGAGGCACCGCGCACGCCUAAGGUCAAGGUCAAUCGAUUUGUGUCAAUGAUGAAUUGACCGAUGAUUUAUGAUUGAUAUUUCUCCCGUGGCAAAUAGUAAUCGACUACUAGCCGUCACACGAAGCAAGAAGCCGAGAAGCACGAGUAGGAUGUGUCGCUCAACUUUCCGAAACACAAAAACUGUUUUAAAAGAUCAUGUGCAGCGGAACUUUGAACAACUGGAAGAAGUUGAUGUAGCGGAGUCGAAGGCCUCAUAAUGUACACGGAUGAAUGACAGACCACAUGAAUCAUUUAAACAAUUUCAUAGCGAUCGCCCCGUUUUAUUGAUUGAUUAUUUAAUGUCAUUAUUUAUUAUGGUUAUCGCGGAUUAUAAUUAUUUAUUAUAAAAAAAGAUAUUUAAGCAAGAUCGGACAUUUCAAUAGUGCAAUAUAUGUAGAGUGCAGUUGUAGGUCUAGUUAUAAUGAGCUCUACGUUUUUACUGGAAUUCGCCGAUCGUCGAUCGUAACCAAAGAUGCUAUUACAAUUUUAAAAAAAAAACCCGAUCUAACAAAUGUCCGAUCUUAAUAGUAAUAGAAUAUAUUACAUAGAUAGCGUUCAUCUUUAUGUUUUUAGAGAUAAUUUUAUCUUGAAAUGUUGUGCGUUUUAGCGGAUUUUAUGAAAUUUAUGGCCUUGUAAGUCAGACAAAUAUAGAUAUUUUCCUUCACUUUUGUUGAAAAUAAAAAAAGCUCGAGUAUGUAUGCGAAAGCGAAUUCCCAUUGAUUAUCUAAAGAAUUAAGAAUGUUUUGCGGAAAAAUUUAAAAGAAAAGUGGCUAGGGAAAAUCGUGUAUGUAUGAGUGGGACAAUUAUGAAAAACAUUACUGUAAUGUACUUAUACACAUCGCAUUACUUAGAUAUUUUCAACAAAAAAAAGUAAAUAAUAAGAAAGAAAGAAGGAAAGAAAGAAAAUUGAACUUUAAUAGCUCAAAGUGCCAAGUGCAACGUUAAAUCGCUUUAUCAUAGAAUAUGUUAUGAUGUCGAUGCAUGUCUUUUUGAGAUUAAUAUUUUUUCACAAUUUCGUUUGUAGUCUACCGGAAUUUAUAAAAAAAGGAAAAAAAAUACAAACAAGCUAAUAACAAUACUCUUAUUCUAAAUAUAUAAUUAUAUUGUACGUAUGUACUUGCUUUGUCAGUACAUAAGGUGCCUAAGCAAGUAUAUAAUAUAAAUAUUCUCAUUGAUAUUUUUAAUAACAUUUAUAACGAUCGAUAUAUACUUUUAUAAAAGCAACUUUCGAACUGUACCAAAAUUAAAGACAUUUUAAACUUAUCGCUUGAAUCGCACUCGGUACCAUUAAUACAGAACUAUACAUAGUGAGCCAUGUAAACAAAAAAAAAAGAAAUAAUAUUUUAACGUAUUACCAAGUUGAGUACAGUACACAGAGAAAUGGUAUAUAUUUUCGGCAGUGUAAUUUCACUCACUUAGAGAUGUGUAACCGCCUUUUAUAUAAAAAUUUCUCAUCGCACAAGUACUAUAUCGACUGUAUUGCACAAUGAAUGUCUAUCAUUUAAAAUAUGACAACAUGCAUUGUUCACAAAAGUAGGGAAUUUCCGUUAUUCUUUAUGAGAACAAAAUCUGUUAAUUUAUCGUAUGUAAACUUGCGUAAGUUGUAGUUAAAAUGUAAUUCUUUAAUCGAUUAAAUUUAUCGAAAAAUGCAUAUCAAUAAAUUUUGCUUACAGUCUCAUGACUUCUGAAUUAUUGAAUCAAUAUGCAUUUCCUUGCAGUUUUCAAAAAGUUGUGUCUUUUUUAUGAAAUAAUUUUAUUGAUUUGUAAGUUUUUUUUUAAAUUGCGGAAUGUUAAAAUUGUAUGUGUACUAAAUUUAAUUUUUAUGCGUAGGGCUAGUUCUUACAAGUUUGCGUUCUGUUAAUCAUUAAAAAAAAAACAAAUAUUUUUUGAGGAUUGAAAAAUAUACUUAAUAAUGCACUGUCUAAUUCGUCUUAAAGUGUAAUAUUUUAUAUACAAGCGACCGAGACACACUGAUAACUGAGAAAAUUUAUAAUAUUAAGAAGCGAAAAUCGAGUUUUGAGGGUCAAACUGAUUUUUUCUGAAUAAAAAUUUAUGUUGUAAUUAA
Messenger RNA from Trichogramma pretiosum, 6344 nucleotides. RefSeq lists its product as uncharacterized. The record is from RefSeq and is a predicted model, not a curated record. Gene Ontology annotation, cellular component: actin cytoskeleton; plasma membrane. Gene Ontology annotation, biological process: actin filament bundle assembly. Lineage: Eukaryota; Metazoa; Arthropoda; Insecta; Hymenoptera; Trichogrammatidae. Gene Ontology annotation, molecular function: actin filament binding. The coding region runs from base 408 to 4298 and encodes 1296 amino acids. The transcript is spliced from 19 exons.